CUUCGUAAUCAUUCUAUGGAAUAUCAACUAUUGGGUAGAGAUGUAUUAACCGAGUGUUACAACAGAGACAAGAAGAAGUCCCAGUUACUUGUUGUACGGGAAUUACCUCACUGGGGACAUACAACAUGCAUGUCAAUUGCCGACUCAGCGUCUCAAAUGGAAUUUAUGGACCACAGUUUGUCAAAAUAAACUAAACCGAAUUUGGAAAGGAAAUAUGCAUUUACAUACAUCAUAUUGGAGGUUGAUCCUGGCAGUUAUUCCAUGCUUCAUAUUUCUAAUCAAAUUCUCUACGAAAGAAGAAGACUAUGACGAUGAGUGGGAGGAGCAUGUUGAGUACUAUGAUGCAGUGGAUGGCACGAAUACACGCCCACAGUUACAGACACGAAUCACUGGCAUUAGCUUAACUGAGCAAUCUCUAAUGCACAGAUCCACUUCAAGGAAGAUUACUAAACUUGGUUUAUCUACUGAGUCAGACAGACUCAGUAUCUUUCGGGCUAUUUAUUAUUUCUAUACAGCACCAGUUACCAAGUUCAUUCUCAAUGGUCUAGUGUAUGUGAUGUUCCUGGUGAUGUUUAGUUUUUUCACAUUAACUGAUUUACGACCUGCUAGUCAGCCUGCAUCACCAGGUAAAUGGGAGUGGUUGACGAUGAUAUGGGUUGCUAGUCUUGCUUUAGAAGAAGGCAGACAGAUUUUGGUUCGAGAAGCCAAGUCACUACGCUUCAAGAUUCGUAGCUGGUUUGAUGAUGUUUGGAAUAGAUUUGAUCUGGCCAUGAUAUUGUUAUAUAGCAUCUCAAUAACUCUACGCUUCUCAUUGGAUGGAUCUCAGUUUAUGAUAGCUAGAAUCAUGUACAGCAUAACCCUGAUGAUUGAUAAUUCCUACAUUGACAUUGACACCAUGUAUAAAGCACAGAUUGAUAAUUCCUACAUUGACAUUGACACCAUGUAUAAAGCACAGAUUGAUAAUUCCUACAUUGACAUUGACACCAUGUAUAAAGCACAGAUUGAUAAUUCUUACAUUGACAUUGACACCAUGUAUAAAGCACAGAUUGAUAAUUCCUACAUUGACAUUGACACCAUGUAUAAAGCACAGAUUGAUAAUUCCUACAUUGACAUUGACACCAUGUAUAAAGCACAGAUUGAUAAUUCUUACAUUGACAUUGACACCAUGUAUAAAGCACAGAUUGAUAAUUCCUACAUUGACAUUGACACCAUGUAUAAAGCACAGAUUGAUAAUUCUUACAUUGACAUUGACACCAUGUAUAAAGCACAGAUUGAUAAUUCCUACAUUGACAUUGACACCAUGUAUAAAGCACAGAUUAUUUGCUCUAUUAGUAGUUCAUGCACAUCUGGUGUAUAA
This is a messenger RNA of Saccoglossus kowalevskii, 1357 nucleotides long. RefSeq names its product transient receptor potential cation channel subfamily M member-like 2. The record is from RefSeq and is a predicted model, not a curated record. Lineage: Eukaryota; Metazoa; Hemichordata; Enteropneusta; Harrimaniidae. Gene Ontology annotation, biological process: calcium ion transmembrane transport. Gene Ontology annotation, molecular function: ligand-gated calcium channel activity. Gene Ontology annotation, cellular component: plasma membrane.